AGACACCAAACCUCAGCAGAGGAGAAUCCUGAACAUCUCCAUACACUGAGACAACAUGGAUCCAAGAGCCUCCUUCUCCAUUCUGAUGCUGCUGGUUGGCUUCUCCCAGGCAGUUUUUCUACCGGAGCAGAAGCUUGCAGAUCUGUUAGUAACACAGCAAGAAAAUGUGGACCUCACUACAAAGAUUUUAGAGACCAACAAUGGAUCUGCUGAAAUCUUGCUUGAAGGAGAUCUGGUGUUUCCCAAAACCAGAAAUGCUCUCUACUGCUUAAACAACAACUGUUUCUGGAAGAAAAAUGCCAACAAUCUAGUUGAGGUCCCUUACAUAGUGAGCAGUGAAUACACAUAUUAUGAGAAGAGUACUAUCCAGAGCGCCAUGUCGUCCUUCGCCAGCAAAACCUGCAUCCGCUUUGUGCCCAGAUCAUCUCAGAUCGACUACAUCAGUAUUGAGAACCUAGAUGGGUGUUACUCGUCUCUUGGUAGAACAGGUGGCAAACAGGUGGUCUCCCUCAAAAGGGGCGGUUGUGUGUACCAUGGCAUCGUUGAACAUGAGCUCAAUCACGCCCUGGGCUUCUACCACGAGCACACCAGGAGUGAUCGUGACCAGUACGUCAGGAUCAACUGGCAAAACAUCUCUCCUGAUAUGGCCUACAACUUCCAGAAACAGAACACCAACAAUCAAAACACUCCAUACGACUACAGCUCCGUCAUGCACUAUGGAAAAACGGCCUUCGCCACCCAAUAUGGGCAGGAAACCAUCACUCCCAUUCCUGAUGCGUCUGUGCAAAUUGGACAGAGACAGGAGCUGUCUAACAUCGACAUCCUGAGGAUCAACAAACUGUAUGGAUGCUGAAGCUGAGGCUUAUGUACACGUGAUGUUACUGAUCAUUCAAUAUAGUGUAUGUGUCUGUAGAUGUUAUCAUGAGGAAAUGAAGUGAUGAUCUUUGUCAUUCGAUGAUGUUGGAUUUAUGUUUGAUUGUUUUGGGUUAAA
Misgurnus anguillicaudatus (oriental weatherfish) is the source of this 991-nucleotide messenger RNA. NCBI's taxonomy places the organism in Eukaryota, Metazoa, Chordata, Actinopteri, Cypriniformes, Cobitidae. The record is from RefSeq and is a predicted model, not a curated record.